Caenorhabditis briggsae is the source of this 837-nucleotide messenger RNA. Bases 1 to 837 code for a protein of 278 amino acids. The transcript is spliced from 4 exons. Lineage: Eukaryota; Metazoa; Nematoda; Chromadorea; Rhabditida; Rhabditidae. The record is from RefSeq and is a predicted model, not a curated record.
AUGAUUUGGUUCCUCUUGCUCCUUCUCCCUACGACCAUACUUGGGGCAACGUGCCCAACUUGCCCCACAACUGGGUUAUGGUCCGAUUGGAGCACCACCGAGCAGUGUAGCACAACUUGUGGCGGAUGCUCAAAAAUCACUUAUACCAGAACGUGUCUCUCAACUGCCAUGAAUUGUCCGUGUGUCGGAGACACAUCUCGACUAAUGGCCUGCAAUACCCAAGCUUGCAAUUGGCCCCGCUUCAAUGCUUCUGGAGAUAACUGUUGUGAUGGCAAGACAGCUCAAACCAUCAAAAACUGGGUUCACUGUGUUCCCCUUCCGGAUACCUACACCCUGGCUUGCUGUCCGGAUGAGGGAUAUUGGUCGAAUUGGUCCGGAUGGAGUAAGGUCGCCAAUCAAGUUGCGUGGCAACGUACCCGCACUUGUCUCUCCGGCGGCUACAAUUCUUGUCCUUGUACCAAGGGUGUCGGUAUCAUCACUGUUGCAAACAACACAUGUCAAGCUAUAAACAACAAGCUAAUACCAUACUCGGUCCGCACACCGAUCUACAUGCCGUACGAGUGCAAAACUCAAAUCGUUUUCGAAUUAUCCUCAUUCCGUCAAGCAUUUUACACCUCUGACGAUAACGGUGUUAUUACAGGAGCAUUUAGCUAUGUCGACACAACUGGAAAGUGUACAGCAAAAGAGUUUGUGAAUCCGGUACCGGAUGGGGCGCUCUUGGGAACCGGCCAGUUCCAAAACUAUUAUCUCCAGUGCAAUCUGAAUGACCUCACUUGGGAGGGAACUAUUGUUGGGAUAGCUGUGUCAAAAGUAACCGCUUUUGCUCAGUAUUACUAA